Molecule: messenger RNA, 1353 nt
Organism: Chenopodium quinoa (quinoa)
Lineage: Eukaryota; Viridiplantae; Streptophyta; Magnoliopsida; Caryophyllales; Amaranthaceae
Product: auxin-responsive protein SAUR32-like
Exons: 1
Coding region: 781-1122 (113 amino acids)
Biological process (GO): response to auxin
Source: RefSeq, a predicted model, not a curated record
AUAUCGGUUUUAUAUUAUUUCCUUUACCCUUGUCAAAAAAAUUAAAAAUAAUCUUUCACUAUUUUAAUUGUUUUUACAUUAACUCUUGAUAUUAUGUAAGUACGUCCGUUCAAAAAAAAAUAAAAAAUGUAUGUACAUCAAAUUUUAUAAUUUUGAAAUUUUAAUCAUCUAAGUUUUCCAAUCAAAAUAGAACAAUAUUUAUUUUUAUCUUUUAAAAAACAAUAUCAUCCGCAUACAGACCAACAGUUAUCCUACUAGUCCUCCGCAACCCCUUUAAUGCCUCACCCAAAGUCACUAACCCUCGUGUCAUUCAUCACUCUCAUUACGAAUCCUUCUAGCCACUUACAAAUUACAAUACGCAUGAUCAAAAACAUGAACCAAAAAACAAGAUAAAAAAAACAAAACAAAACAAAAACAACCCUACCCUUAGAAAACUCCCAACGGCUAAAGCCGUCAUCGCACAAAACAUAGAAUUGGGCCCCACAAUUAAUGGGUUGUUAUGUAAUUAAACUCAACUCUUCGAUUUAAACCCAAAUUCAUUCCAACCAAAAACCCUCUUUCUAUAAAUUUCUCUCUCUUGGUAAUUCAAUUCCUUCACAAUAAUUUCUAGGUUAAACUCGUAAACAUGGCAAUCUCUCAAACCCUCCAUCUUUUCUCCAAAACAACCCCCCCAAUUUGUUUCGUGUUCCUCUAAUACAACAUCUAAUUUCCCCCUUUUUUCACCCUCAAUAAUAAUUUUUUUCUCAAUUUUAAUUUCCCAAUUAAAGAAAGAAAAUAAAAAUGGUUCACCUGCAUCUACCCCACAAGAAGCAGCAACACCAUAUUCCGAAGGGUUGUUUGGCGAUAAAAGUGGGGCUCACAGAAGAAGAACAGCAAAGAUUCGUGGUACCAAUAUCACAUUUCAAUCACCCUCUUUUUAUGAAGCUUCUUAAAGAAGCUGAAGAUGAGUACGGUUUUCAUCACAAAGGUACUAUCACUAUUCCUUGCCACGUGGAGGAGUUUCGUUACGUUCAAGCAUUGAUUGAUCAAGAGAAAUCCCUUCAUCUUCAUCAACACCAUCAUCAUCAUCAUGAUCAUCAUCACCAUCAUCAUAAUCCUAUUGUUGGUUGUUUUAGGGCUUGAUUUUUAGUUUUAGUUUUAGUUUGAUUUGAUCCAACGGUUGUAAUCUUUUCUUGUAAAUUCCGUCAACCUGGAUCGAUGGAUUAGUCGUUUAAUUUUGGAGGGUUAUUAGGAGUUAAUUACUUCUUUUGUUUUAGGUUUGUUCUUGAAAUCAUGAUUAUGUUGCGACAUUAUUGUGAUAUCUAUCAAAUAUGAUGACGACAAUUUUUUAAUAAAGGAUUUCUUUUUCUUUUA